AAUUCACUGGCCUGACUCGGUGUGACAGAGUGUGUAAAGCCAGUGUGCACUUGCUUGUGUGUGCGUGUCUGUAGUGUGUGUGUGUAAGAGAGAGAGAGAGAGAAAGAGAGAGAGAGAGAGAGCGCAUGUAGGUGAAAAGAACUGCAAGAGCAAGCAAGCAUGUGGGUGCACACUUCUAUAUGAGAGAGAGAGAGAGAGGAGAAGAAGAAGAAGAAGAAGAAGAAGAAGAAGACAGAGCUGUAAGAAGAGAAGCAUAGGGCAAGUUGGAAAGCAGAAAGAAAAGAGAAAAAAGAAAGGAGGGAAGAAGAGAAAAGAGAUAGAGACAUAGAGAUAGUACAAUGGAUGACUAUGCCCUGUCCUUCUGGAUUUACAUGGCAGUGAUGUCUGUGUUUGUCGGAGGCACACUGAGGAAGUUCCUGGCAUCCCACGUCAAUGCCAUUCCCUCUCUAGUGGCAUGGCUGGGUGCCACGCUGCUGGUAGAGAGGCUGUGUGCUAUGUGUAUGCCUGCUGUGUUGGCACUCGCCAUCUUCUGUGCCACCUGUUGGCUCUACUCACUGUGGGCUGCCCCGCCACCGGUCCUGCCUGUCGAAGGCAAAGCAGUUUUCAUCACAGGGUGUGACUCAGGGUUUGGGCAUGCUACAGCAAGACGUCUGGACGCUAUCGGAUUCCAGGUAUUUGCCACGGUAUUGGAUGCAGAUAGUGAGGGGGCAAAGCAUCUAAGGAGUAGCUGCUCUUCUCGCUUGACUUUGCUUCAGGUGGACAUCACGCAGCCACAGCAGGUUCAACAGGCUCUGCUAACGACCAAGGAGAAGCUGGGCAUAAAAGGUCUGUGGGCUCUGGUGAACAACGCAGGAGUGUGUGUGAACUUUGGCGAUGCCGAGCUCUCCUUCAUGUCUAACUACCGAGGCUGCAUGGAGGUGAAUUUCUUUGGAACCCUGUACGUCACCAAGACCUUCCUCCCUCUACUGAGACAAAACAAAGGCCGAAUAGUGACCAUCUCCAGUCCAUCAGGUGAACAGCCCUUCCCAUGUCUGGCAUCCUAUGGAGCCUCAAAGGCAGCGCUAAACCUCUUCAUUAACACACUCCGUCAUGAGUUGGAGCCGUGGGGAGUCAAAGUGUCCACUAUACUACCUUCUGCCUAUAAAACAGGACAGAGCAGUAACAUAGAGUACUGGGAGAAACAGUACCAGCACCUCCUUCAGAACCUGUCACCAAGUCUUUUAGAAGAGUAUGGAGAAGACUACAUCCUGGAGACCAAGGACCUCUUUCAGAAUUAUGCCAAAUCAGCCAGUGAGGACCUGAGCCCCGUCAUUAACACCAUCGUGGAGGCACUGCUCUCGCCGCAGCCUCAGGUACGCUACUAUGCCGGGCCUGGCAUCGGCCUCAUGUACUUCAUCUACAGCUACUUCCCUGUGAGCAUCAGUGACAAAUUCCUGCAGAAACUCUUUCUGAAGAAGGUGGUAAUACCACGUGCACUCAGAAAACAGAAUGAGCUGAACCACAUCAAGAACAACAACAAUGACAUCAGCAGCAGCAGCAACAACAACAAUAACAUCACCAGGAUGGAGUAAAUCUGUUGUAGUUCCAGGUAUAUAAAUGACGCUAGAGGACCACUAAUGUAAUCAAUUCAUAGUGAUCCAAUGCUAAUAUGUGGAUUUGUUUUUGUGAUGUUUUAUACUGUACAAUGUAUAAUGGUUAUAUUGUUAUUUUGAAGGGAUUGUUGUUUUGAAUGGGUUUGAUUUCUGAAUAAUUAGUAAAAAAAAAAAAACAUUUCAGUAGAAAUUAAAAAAUUGGCUCCCUCUCAAUAUCAACUGAUACAUUCCCUCCAAACUUGUUUGGCAAUAUUACAUUUCACUGUGUGAGAACACGACAUGUGUAUACUUCAUAAGCCUUCCGAUUUUCCUUAUUUGCCUUGGUUACUCCACAGAUCAUAGGCUUUACUUUGCAUAUAAAAUUCCUUCAGAAGUCUUUGAAUCAACAGUGUAAAUCACUGAGCCACAUUACUAACCUCAAGUUCGUAAAGUUCACACCAUUGCUGCUACAGAGUGCAAAAUCCAUUCAAUCUAUUCAUGUUUCAACUUGCAAUUCAUCUUAUUCAUGUACAUUUUGUGCAAAGCUGAAACCUCAUUUCCAGCUUCCUCAGCCAACUACAAGCAAUAUAAUAUCCACCCACUGUCAUGACGUACCAACCUACUGUAAAUAACUCAGUUUUGUUAAGCAGCUCAAGCAAACCCCCAAUAUUCUCCCAGUUUUAUUUCACUGUUUUUUUUCUUGUUUUGUUAUUUUCAAUGCCACCAUUAUUUUACAAAUCAAAAUAUUUAUUCCUUUCUUUAUGAAUCACUUCAACUGUGAAUUUUUAUAGAAAACAAUUAAAAGAAAGAAAUGUAAAAUGGCUCACUUGUUCAUUAUUGGAUCAUAUAAAAUAAAAAUUUUAAAGAAAUCCA
Neoarius graeffei (lesser salmon catfish) is the source of this 2444-nucleotide messenger RNA. RefSeq names its product hydroxysteroid (11-beta) dehydrogenase 2 (gene hsd11b2). The transcript is spliced from 5 exons. Gene Ontology annotation, molecular function: oxidoreductase activity. The coding region runs from base 339 to 1571 and encodes 410 amino acids. The record is from RefSeq and is a predicted model, not a curated record. Lineage: Eukaryota; Metazoa; Chordata; Actinopteri; Siluriformes; Ariidae.